This is a messenger RNA of Orbicella faveolata, 1901 nucleotides long. RefSeq lists its product as uncharacterized. The record is from RefSeq and is a predicted model, not a curated record. Lineage: Eukaryota; Metazoa; Cnidaria; Anthozoa; Scleractinia; Merulinidae.
UUGCUUGCGGUUAGUGUCACUCCAUUUUGCUUGCGGUUAGCUUUCAUUUGUAUGUUAGGGUAACUCUAUAUUAAUUUAUAUUACUGUUCAUUACAUAUAGUUUAAAUUUUAACCUUUCCGGCAGCUGGCAGCACGGUGGUACAGUGGUAAGGAAGGGCACAGUGGCCCGAGUUCGACUCCCAGAACCCGAGAGGAAGUCACCCUCAAUCUACGCCCGUGAGGUAGAAACACCCCCAUCAUCCUUGGAUUCCUUGGAUUUGGUUCAGCGAUCGGACAUCCCUGGGUUGUGAAUGUUUUCUUGUACAUGUUAAGCACCACUGAAAAAUCAUCAGACAAACACAGUUAACAUCAGACCAUGACUAGCGUUGAUCUGUUGGGCGAUGAUGGAAGAGAGGCUCUGAAUGCUUGUGUAAAGGUCUGUAUAUUAAGUAAUCUUUCACAGCCCUCGAUAUCGGCCGUUUACGAGGGCCUGAUGGACGAUGCGUUGGAAAGUAAGAUAGUCCAUUCACCGACAGCUGUUGCAUUCGCAAGUGUGGUACUCGAUGCAGAAGAAAGACAGUUUCAAACUGGAUGUAUUGCCAAUGUGACUGGCACGUUUCCUAAGAUGGUAUUAGUACCGGGAACCGGAUUUUGCAAAGUGAUGGCAUCUCCGCGAUGUUGGCAGGAGUUGACAGACCUUGCGCUUAUAGCUGGUGGGAAAGAUAAAAUUCUACGUGAAUAUUCCCAGACUGAGGCUACCUUUGGAGACAGUAGAGACAUAUUUCCUACAAAGAGACAUGAAACGAAAGAUAUAGCAGUAAAGGUUUACCAGUCUUGUGACAGAAGCAAAGAUACUCAAGAGGAAACGCAGGAAAGUAAGCGACUUGUUGUUGAAUGUGGACAGACUGAGUUGGGCAGUGAGGGUGCCACUGCAAGUAAUUAUUUCAACAUUGGCAUAGGUUCAGGGUUUAUUCUUCAUAACCAUUUUAUAGUUACCAGUGCGCAUGUACUCAAAACCUAUAAUGAGGCGGAGGGUCAUCAAAUCCGUAUUUCCAAUGCACUAAUUGGUGAAUUACCUUGUAAGGUCGUAUACCAAGAUGCGGGUAAUGAUUUGGCUUUACUUUAUUGUCCAGAUCUUAAUUUAGAGCGAAGUGGAAUUCGUCCAUUGCAUUUGUCCAACCAGUCAUUGUUACCAGGCAUGCCAAUAUUUUCUUUUGGCUAUCCCAUGGGCUAUGCGGGAGAUACAGCUAUUUUUGUGACUGGUGACGUAUCCAAAAUAAGCUCGUCAGUGAUGUCUUUAAAUUGCCCACUCAACUCUGGCAAUUCAGGUGGUCCAGUAAUGAGUUGGAUCAACAACGGUCAGUUAAAGGUGGUUGGUAUUGUAACACAGAAGCCAUUCAAAGAGGUUCUUACAUUGGAAGAGAUUGAUGCUGUUGAAAAAAUACGGAAAUCAUUGCAAACCAGCGUUGUUAAUCCCCAACCUCAUCUGACGUUAAAACUGUAUGACAUACUGAAAACCCAUUCUCUGCUCGAUUUAAGUAAUGGCUUACCAGGAUGUUUAGUGGUUGAGUUUAUCAGGAACUCUACUGGUAAAUAUGAAGGAGAACACAAAGAAGAGUUAGCAAAGGUUGUCGAGUGGUCUAUACAGGAUGAGCUAUAGAUCAAUGAACUUUCAUUUACUAUGAAUCUCCCUUAUGUAUCUUAUCCGUAUGUAUUAUUAUGUAUCGACCACAUUUUGCAAUAAUGGUCUUAAAAUGGAUCAUUAUAUCUAUAAUUGAUCAAGGUCUCAUUUCCAGGCUUUGUUCAUAAUUAAUACCUAACUUUUUACGCCAGAAAGAAUACACAAAAGGUAGUGAGAGUAAAAGGGCUGAGAAAAAGGAAAGGAAAGGGGCAAGAAAAAAAUUCAGAACAGGCAAUCACAA